CAGGCUGUUGGAAAUCAGCUGAUCCACCGGCUGCACGCAAUUUGUUACGUCGUCUCCUGCGUUUUUUGGAAAACAAAUUGCGAUUUUUCAAUUAAAAUGUUGCCCAUUGCACGCGGAAUUUAUGGUGGCCUAGUCAACAUAACUCGGAAUAGUCGAGGAGCUCUUCACACGGCCAGUGCAUUCCGCUGCAAGGCGGAGACUUCCACUGCGGAUGCGGAAUCCCCUGAAGCCGAUGGCGAGGAUAACUCCAGCAGCUCCGCACCAGAUCCUAAGGAUCGCAGCAAGGUUAUCCCCGUAGAGACAUCGAUGCGGUACCUAAAGAGCGCCGCCUACAAACAAACCUAUGGCGAGGACUUUGUUUGGACACAAUAUCGGCGCAACCACAAGGGCAUGUAUGCGCCACGCAAAACCCGCAAGACGUGCAUCCGCCAGAACCGUAUAUCCACCGGGAAUCCAUGCCCCAUUUGCCGGGAUGAAUACCUGGUGUUGGAUUACCGCAACACGGAACUCCUUGAGCAGUUCAUCUCGCCCCAUAGCGGAGACGUGCUCAGCUACUCAAAGACGGGCCUGUGCCAGAAGACCCAUUUGCGUCUAAUGGUGGCCGUGCAGCAGGCUCGCGAUUCCGGAUACCUGACCUACGAUGUGCCUUUCAGGGAGUACGAUUACAGCGAGUACUACGGCCAGGAACAGAAGCAGAAAGCGUAAACACUAAUUGAGUACAUAUGUAUGUAAAUGGUCUUGUUGUUUAUUAAAUGAGUGAAAAGAAAUUAUAGUAAAUUAAGUAAAAGUGCC
Messenger RNA from Drosophila rhopaloa, 792 nucleotides. It is a transcript of the gene mRpS18B, whose product is annotated as 28S ribosomal protein S18b, mitochondrial. Gene Ontology annotation, cellular component: ribosome; mitochondrion. The coding region runs from base 97 to 705 and encodes 202 amino acids. The record is from RefSeq and is a predicted model, not a curated record. NCBI's taxonomy places the organism in Eukaryota, Metazoa, Arthropoda, Insecta, Diptera, Drosophilidae. Gene Ontology annotation, molecular function: structural constituent of ribosome. Gene Ontology annotation, biological process: mitochondrial translation. The transcript is spliced from 2 exons.